GCGCUCCAAGCGUGGGCACACUGAGUUUAAUAACAAAAAAAAAAACAAAUUAUUAGCAAAAUGGUUAGCAGAAACAUAGAAAGCACGAGUAAAGUGCCGACGUUCCAUGUCAUCCGUGAGGUCUACGACAGCUCCAAUGCCCACGAACGGUUCGAGGCCGAGCUGGACAAGGCUCUGGAGAAGAAGGUGGACUUUAUUAUAAUCGAGCCGCCGCGCCUAGGCGAUGAAACUGGACGCUGGAUUUGGGUCGGCAAUUGCCUGCACAAGACAGCCGUAGCCACUGGCGUUGUGUCCCUGGUGGCCAGCCUUCUGUGGCGCGAUCGGCCUGUCAUUGCGGCCCCCGCCUGCGCACUUUCGCUCUUCUGCAGCGGCCUCUACACGGUCUCCUGGAACUAUGAUCCUUGCUGUCAAUAUCAGGUGGAGAACAACGAGACCGUGCUGGAGCAGCUACCGCUGACGGACGUCUCUUCGCCUGUGAUCCUGGGCUACUCGCCCAACUGCAAAACCAAAUACUUGCAUCGUGGCGUCACCUUCCUCUCGGCAGCCCUAUGCGCCUGGCAAAUCUGGCGAUCAUACAAGUAAAAGUCAGGGCAGCCCAUUAUCCAAGCAAUCCAUGCAAUCCAAAACCCGAGAUUGGCAGCUGCAGCCGAAGCGGAAGCAUAAUACGUACUAAGUCUAGAUUUUAGGCACCAAGCGAAUGCAUUUCUUUUAGAAUUUCGAUUUUCGACCGAUUUUCGAACGAUUUUAGCUCAUCAUUGUCUUGUCGUGAAGUUUUAAAGUGGUUUCGAGUCCCAGCUUCCGUCGUCGUCACUUCUUGUCCUGCGUCCAUGUCAGUGUGUGUCUGUGACUGCAUGUUCUCCUAACUUAUUACGGUUGGAUGACGGCCUGCGUUAGUCUUAAGGGGGGAAGCAGGGUCUAGUCACUGUUCCGGAGCUGGCUAGCACUGUAAAUUAAGCAACGUCAAAUUCUGUGUAUAAUAGAAAUCCCAAUUAUGAUUGUUAUUUAGAGUCUAGUUGAAGAUACAAAUAUCAGAAAGCGAAGGGGAAGAAUAAACGCAAUGCGAAUGUUAA
Drosophila serrata is the source of this 1070-nucleotide messenger RNA. It is a transcript of the gene Pmi, whose product is annotated as Transmembrane protein Pmi. The record is from RefSeq and is a predicted model, not a curated record. Gene Ontology annotation, biological process: inner mitochondrial membrane organization. NCBI's taxonomy places the organism in Eukaryota, Metazoa, Arthropoda, Insecta, Diptera, Drosophilidae. Gene Ontology annotation, cellular component: mitochondrial inner membrane.